CAAGCUCGCCCCUACUUCCGCCUCUAGUUCUGACGCGUUUUGAGCAAAAAAGCCGCAGCUUGCGUUUGUGAAUUUAUAUUGUUUGUUAAUUCAUUUUGCGGCCAAUAUAUUGGGGGCCAGGCUAGCAACGAAAUCAGCUAACCGUAGUUGUAGGCCAAGCGAAGUGUCGCAAACAGCCGCAUUAGCAUAAUUGCAUCGCACGCAGAGUGUGCCGCUUUUGAGUGUAUGUGUGUGGUGUGUGCGCGAAUUGUUUGAAAGCAUCAGCAGAAAAGGCGGCAAAAAGAGGCGAAGUGGAGAGCGAAAAGAAAAAGAAGAACGACACCGACAGCGGCGGCAGCACAAAAACAAAAAAAAAAAUGCAACGGCAAACAAUUAUUUUUGCAAUGCAUUGAACGUGAAGUUGCUCCAAAAACACGGACACCCCGAAAACGCAUACAGCCAAGAAACGGCACUUCAGCUUUUUUCCAUUUCUUUUGCAUCGAGCGCGCGACAGGAAUAAACUGCAAUACAGAAAAUCACAAUUUACUUGACAAAUGGUCCAAAUCUAACGACUGAUAUUUGAAAGAUAAGGGCCUUUUGUGCGCGCGACGCAAUAACUGGGCAGCUCUUGAAAGUAUGCUACACAAAUUUGUUUCAACGUGUUACUGCAAGAACAAGACCAACAACAACCAUCAACAUACCACACACUUUAUCAUAUAGACUGCGCUCAAGACAGAGACAGAGACAGGUAGAGAGCGAGAGAGAGGAAGGACGAGAGCAACAAACUAUAGCAACAAGAAAGCAAAAACAACAACCAGGAAACGACGUUACCAACUGGAAUAUAUAUAGAAAUUUCUACAACAAAAUAACAACAAAAAAGUAAAGCUGUUACUCCUAAAGGUAAACGGGGCCACCGACGGCAAUUACAGCGCUAAGAUGGCGUCCUCGCCGACACCAUCACUAGACUCGAUGCGGGGCGGGGCGAACUCGAUUGAAUCGUAUGAACACGCCGGCUACCUAUCAGACUCCCCGCUCACGCUGAGCGGCUCAUCGCCACCGGCCAGCGAUUCGGCAAUCUGCAGCGACGAGUACACGGGCGGAAGCAGCGUCAAGUCCCGGUCAGAGGUGACGGUGAUCAAUGGCCAUCAUCCCAUCUCGGCCUCGGUCUCGUCCAGCUCCUCGGCUAGCUCCUCAUCCUGCUCAUCGUCAUCCUCGUCGUCAUCGUCCUCAUCAUCGUCCAGCAGCUCCUCGACCAGCGGUCUCAGUGGCUGCGGCAGCACCAGCAGCAGUGUGAUCAGCACCAACAAUGGAACUACAAGCAACGGGCCCGGCGUGAUUGGUAGCAAUCUGCAGGGCAAUAGCAAUGGCAACAGCAACUCUGGAAUCAGCAGCCUGGUCGUGGGAGCAGGCAAGGGAAGCAACAGUAGUGCCAGCAACGGAAGCAGCAGCUCAUCCAGCAACACAUCCGCCAAUGGAUCCCCGCCACGUUGCACCGCCUGCAAGAGCAAGUGCAGCGAUGCGGUGGCCAAGUGCUUCGAUUGCCAGAGCUAUCUGUGCGCCAAUUGUGUGACUGCUCACGAAUUUAUGCACUGUUUCAACGGCCACAAUGUGUGCUUGAUCAAGGGCUUUGAGGCCAGCACCACCGCUGGCUCACCACUGGGUUCCGUUGGAUCGCCGAGCAACAAUCCGGCCUCCAAUGAGUUCAAGUACGCCAGCUCUCUGACCAUGAUGCUGCAGCAACAGCAGCAGCAGCUCGAUUCACAGCAACAACAGCAGCAGCAGCAGCAACAGCUGCUGCCGGCGCAGCCCAUGUCACAGCUCUCGAAGAUUGUGCUAGCCGCUGCCGCCCAGGCGAAUUCCCAGGAGCAACAGCGAGAGGAGAACUCACUCUACGGCUCACUGCACCCACAACAACAACAGCAGCAGCAAAGGCAACUUUUUUGUCCGCGCCACAAGCAGGAGCUGCUGAAGUUUAGCUGUCGCACCUGCUGCAUUCUGGUCUGCAAGGAGUGCAUUGUCCUGGAGCACUCAACCGGGCUGCACGAACUUGAGAAUGUGCAGUCUCCGGGAUUGACACCAGCCUCCACCGCGGGAACCUCGGCCAAUGAGACAGCCUUGCAGACACUGCUCGCCGAUAUGCGCGGCAAGAUUGGCGAGAUUGUGGGCAUUGCCGGAAACUCGGAUCAGAAUCUUACCAAGGUGAAGCUGCAGUAUCAGAAGGCGCAUAACGAGCUGAACGAGACGCAUCAGUUCUUUGCCUCCAUGCUGGAUGAGCGCAAGACGGAGUUGCUCAAGGAGCUGGAGUCCCUGUACUCGGCCAAGGUGAACAGCAACAGUGCGUGGCAGCAGCGUUCCCGCGAUCUGAUCGACAAGGGUCUGGCCACCUGCGAGGCUGUGGAGCGGAGUCCUGCUCCACCGUCAUCACUGCUGGCGGAAGCUCUGCUCCUGCGCAAGUCCCUGGAGCAGCAACUGCAAACGGGCAUCCAGGAGAUGCAGCUGCCCUUCGAAAUGGAGUUUAUGUCCAACUAUCAGUCGAUUCAAGCUGGCGUCCGUAACACCUUUGGCUAUAUCCGGGCCAGCAGCUCAGAUGGAGGCCAUGCCGGCCUAAGCCUCCCCAGCAACGGUCACGGAAAGCAGCCACCAAUCGCUAGGCCCACACAGAGCGCAAGUAACAGCAGCGCCAGCAGCGCGGGCAGUGGCCACCAUGGCGGUCACCAUCAGCAGUCGCAUCAUCACGGCGGCCAUCACAAUCAUCACCAGGCGUCGUCGCACCAUCAUCAGCAAUUGCAGGCGCAAUCCUCACUCCAUGGCCUCGGUCUGGGAUUGAGUGGCAGCAGUCUGCUAGACAGCAGCAGCUCUACUGUUGGUGGUUCAGGCGCCGGAGCCUUUAGCAAUGGAAGCCUCCUUUUAAGCGGCCGAGAUCGCAGCAACGCUUUGGCCGUAGAGCAGCACUUUGGUGAGCUAAUGCCCAAGCGCGGAGGCGGUGGCUACAACGGAAGCAAUGGAACUGGCACCAACAGCACCGUGGCACACUAUAAUCCCUACGAGAAGUGGAGCAAUGGCGGCAGCGAUAAUCUCUUUUCGUCUGUGACUAAUGGCGGAGGAGCAGGCAGCUCAUCCGUGGCCGAUGCCUUUGCCAGUCUGUCGUCGGUGGGAGGCGGUACCGUGGUGAGUGGCGGUGGCAGUGCCGUUAGCUCUGAAUCGCUCCUAGACUUGACCAACAAGCUGCUGUCGGCUACCAUUUACCCGCCAAAGUCGCAGAUCAAGCGCCAGAAGAUGAUAUAUCACUGCAAGUUUGGUGAGUUCGGCGUCAUGGAGGGACAGUUUACAGAGCCCAGCGGUGUGGCGGUGAAUGCUCAAAACGACAUCAUUGUGGCGGAUACGAACAAUCAUCGCAUCCAGAUCUUCGACAAGGAGGGACGCUUCAAGUUCCAGUUCGGCGAGUGCGGCAAACGCGACUCUCAGUUGCUGUAUCCGAACCGAGUGGCCGUGGUUCGCAACUCCGGGGACAUUAUCGUUACCGAACGCUCACCGACGCACCAGAUCCAGAUUUACAACCAGUAUGGACAGUUUGUGCGGAAGUUUGGAGCCACCAUUUUGCAGCAUCCGCGCGGCGUGACUGUGGACAACAAGGGACGCAUUAUCGUGGUGGAGUGCAAGGUGAUGCGCGUGAUCAUCUUCGACCAGAAUGGCAAUGUGCUGCACAAGUUUGGCUGCUCCAAGCAUCUGGAGUUCCCCAACGGUGUGGUGGUCAACGACAAGCAGGAGAUCUUCAUUAGCGACAAUCGGGCCCAUUGUGUCAAGGUUUUCAACUACGAGGGCCAAUACCUAAGGCAAAUUGGCGGCGAGGGCAUCACCAAUUACCCCAUCGGAGUCGGAAUCAAUUCGAACGGCGAGAUCCUGAUAGCGGACAACCACAACAACUUCAAUUUGACGAUUUUCACGCAGGAAGGGCAGCUGAUCUCGGCGCUCGAGUCGAAGGUGAAGCAUGCCCAGUGCUUCGAUGUGGCGUUAAUGGACGAUGGCAGUGUGGUGCUGGCCAGCAAAGACUACCGGCUCUACAUCUAUCGCUAUGUCCAACUGGCGCCAGUGGUAAUGCACAAAUUACACAACAGCAGCAGCAGCAGCAGUGACAACAAGAGCUACUUGGCAGACAGAAUACAGCAACAUUUCAUUUAAAAGAGAGAUUAUUAUUAUUAUUAAUAACAAAACAUUCCCCAUUUAAUUGUGUUAAGUUGUGUUGAAAUUUGUUGUUGGAGAAAAUAAGUGGUAAUUAAUUAAGGAUUGUAUGCCAUGCCAUUCAUUUUCUUAUGUAAGGAUAUGGAAAUGAAACACGUUUACGUUACGCAAUUAUUUUAAAUCAAUUUUGGGACUCAAAAAAAAUUUAUAUAAAUACGAAUAUAUAUUUGCAAUUAGUGUAAAUGAGUCUCUACGGUCGAACCGCACAUUAAAAACAAAAACACAAUACAUAAACAAAGAAGAAAAGAAUGUUGCUAAAUCAUUUGGAAAUAUGCAUAAUGUUAGCUCAUCUUACUCAUAAUCACGCAUUCGCAUCUAGAUUUUAGAUAUUUAUAAAGCUAUAUAGUGCAACUAAGCCGAAUCAUGGAAUCAUCAUCUAGUCAUCAUGCAUACAUAUAUGUAUUUUUAUAAUAAUUAAUAUUAAACGAAACCAAAACGAAACGAAAACAAAUAUGAACUAAACCGAAAAAGAACACCAAUCUAAUGUUAAAUGUCGUUAUAAUUAAGUUUUCUUUAUAUACACAUAUAUAUAUUUAUGUUUUAGCUAACGAUUUAUAUAUUUGAUUUUAAAGUCUCCCGCAGUUUGAAUUUAAAACUAAAUAAAAAAAAAAACAAGUGUAUACAGGGUUUUGCUUAAAUGGCUUUCAUAUACCGUAUAUGUAUUAUAUUGUCAUAUGAAAACAAACAUUUAAUAUCUGCUAAAAUAUUAUGUUUUAUCUAUUAUGGUUAAUUGUUUACACCAUGCCACACACGUUCUCGGUUACAACUCGUAUAUUUCGCUCAAAUUUUGUUUUACAGUUAAGAAGUACUUACAAAGAAAACGAAAAUGUUAAAGCAACGGAUGAUAAGGAAGGAAAAUGUGGAAAAUAUGGACUGACAAGCAAAUCAUGUAUAUCAUUGAGGGUUGGCAUUUUUAGUCUUUACAUAAGUAUAUAAAAUAAUUACAAAUAAUACAUUGUAGACUUUGUCGCGUCAGGCAUUCUCUCAGCUGUUUCGAAACGGGAAAAUUGUUAACUUUUUGUGUUGAAAUGAAAAAAGAAAAAUAAAAAAGAAAAACGUAAGAAAUAAAAUAACAUAUAUACACGCCCACCAAAUGCAUACUAUAUGCUAUAUACUGUUUCUAAUAUGCAUACAAAGAUUUAACCACACACACACACACAGACAGAAACUGGUACUGAUGAUACUGAACAAUUACAACAUUUGGUUAAAGUUCGUAACUGACCCAACUUACUGCCAGGAUAGCUCAGCUCAGCUCCUCCUCAUACACCCUGCAUUAAACUCACUCAGUCAGUCAAUCGAUCAGUCAGUCAGUCAGUCAGUCAGUCGAUCAGUCAUUCACGCAAUCAACCAAUCCUACCCAGGAAUCAAGCACAAUUAAAUGUAAUACAAAAGAGGAAAAGCAUUUAACUUGAAUAUUUUAUAUUUUCCAACGGUGUUUACUUUUUGUUUUUGGUCAAGAAGAACAAAUAAUGAAAACUCAAAUAAAAUAUAAACUUAAUCGUAACUAAAUCGAAUACGAUGUAAUUGAAUGUGAACGUUAUUAACUCAUUAACUAUUAUUAUAAUCUAAGAUUCCAACUGUAUGCGCAUUUUAUACAUAUAUAAAAAAGUAAGGCAAACAAAAUAAAAAACAACUCAUUAAUGUAAUGUGUAAGGGAAAACAAAACAAAACAAAACCAAAAAAAACUUACAUUAAAUUAUAUAUAAAUAUUUUUAUACAUGUGGAAAAACUUAAAAAAAAAUAAUAAAAUAAAUGCAUGAUAAUUCGUUAAAAGCUGCAAUUUGAUCGAGUGACGAGUUCUAGAACAACACUACAAGAAUUUCUACUCAAUAACUCCAUUGCAAAUGUCAACAACAUCGGCGUGAAUUUGAGUAUUUAACAACAACAUGAAAGUCUUUUUAAUGCUUAGGGGCCACAAUUUUCGAAGUAAUUAAAAAAAUGAAGAAAACAAAAACAACAUGAAAUUAUUAUAUUAAUAUACGGUAUUAAUUAACAUUUAAAAAAUGUUGUGUAACAUUAUUAAUAAACCAACCAAGAACAACCAGCAACAACAACAAUUGUAUUGUAAGAAUUUCUAUUUCCAUUAAACCACAAUAAAAUUAUUUUGUUUUUAAAUAAA
Messenger RNA from Drosophila kikkawai, 6337 nucleotides. It is a transcript of the gene brat, whose product is annotated as brain tumor. Gene Ontology annotation, molecular function: zinc ion binding; mRNA 3'-UTR binding; protein binding. The record is from RefSeq and is a predicted model, not a curated record. Lineage: Eukaryota; Metazoa; Arthropoda; Insecta; Diptera; Drosophilidae. Gene Ontology annotation, biological process: negative regulation of translation.